GUAAUUCCGGAGAAGCUCAGACUAUGGCGAGCCAGAGGACACACUUCUAAGAUUUCAGUCAGCCAAUAACAUCUCUCGUUUCAGUGUUCCCUCCUACUGCAUGAAAGGUACAUGUAAAGUGCCCUCCUAUAUUAGGUGCAUAUAAAGUGUCCCACUGUCAGACCCACACAUUAUACAGUGCAGAAGGGACUAAUGUUACAAUGAUGAAUAGAGAAGUAUUUAUGUUUUACAUCAACUUGUUUUCUGCUUUUACCAAACCAAACGUAAUCCAACCAACACCUGUGAUGGUUACUGAGCUGGGAGGCACUGUGACUCUCACUUGCUUUUGUCCCAAAUUGUCGGUGACCAGGUUUGAUUGGUUCAAGCAGAGUUUUGGACAGGAACCCCUCCUCAUGGCAUCAUCUCUUUAUGUUGGCCAAGAGAGUUAUUAUUCCAACAACUUUAUCAAGGACUUUACUGAGACCGAACGUUUGGGUGUGAGGAGAGGAGACUACUGCUAUAACUUGACCAUAUCCAAGACAGAGCCAGGGGACUCAGCUACAUACUAUUGUUUUACUUCAGCCAUCUAUGAGCUCACAUUUGGAGAGGGAACUGUUUUAAUUGUCCAAGACUCAGAGUCCAACAGCAUGUCUGUGCUCCAGCAGCCUGUGUCUGAGUCAGUCCAGCCAGGAGGCUCUGUGACUCUGAACUGUACAAUUCACACUGAGACCUGUGCAGGAGAACACAGUGUCUAUUGGUUCAGACAUGGCUCAGGAGAAUCCCGUCCAGGAAUCAUUUACACCCAUGGAGACAAGAGUGAUCAGUGUGAGAAGAGCUCUGAGACUGGGUCUCCUACACAGAGAUGUGUCUACAACCUCCCCAAGAGGAACCUCAGCCUCUCUGAUGCUGGGACUUACUACUGUGCUGUGGCCUCAUGUGGGGAGAUUUUGUUCGGGAACGGGACCAAGCUGGACAUUGACCAUGGUUGUAAGGAGGACCAUCUUCUGUUCAUGUAUUGCCUUGGCGUAGCGUUGGGUCUGUGUGUCCUCCUCAUCAUUGUCCUUACUUGUGUUUUGUACAAGAUGAGCAAGUGCAUAGGAACCCAACUUCAGCCAAGUACUCCUGCAGUCCCCAAUCAUGAUAACCAGGAUCAAGAGCCUGUUACUCUCCAUUACGCCGCUCUGAACGUCGUCCACAAGAAACCAAAGUCCGGGAGACAGAGGAGCGCCAUGGAGACAGACACUGUGUACUCUGGUGUGAGACGCCAAAACAUGGACUGAAAUGUCAACCUGUCCUCUUUAAUAACUUGCACUGAUUCUGUGUUUUCUACACUGUAUGUUUGACUGUGGCUUUUUCAUUGUAAGUUACAAUUACUUACAUCUCAAUUUUAUAUUGAUACUGAUGUUCAAUUUUGAUCAAUUAAAACAUUA
This is a messenger RNA of Oncorhynchus nerka (sockeye salmon), 1409 nucleotides long. RefSeq lists its product as uncharacterized. Gene Ontology annotation, biological process: response to bacterium. The record is from RefSeq and is a predicted model, not a curated record. The transcript is spliced from 6 exons. Lineage: Eukaryota; Metazoa; Chordata; Actinopteri; Salmoniformes; Salmonidae. Bases 201 to 1259 code for a protein of 352 amino acids.